AUGGACUUCAUCACACAGCCUACCCAACAAGCUACUCAAGCCACUCAGAAGUACGUUAUAGAGAAAUUCUCACAAGAACAGAUCGAUGAUGAUAUCGUGUGUCGAAUGAUAUGUACCAAUGGCCACAUACCAAUUCGGGACCUCAAAGCCGAGCUGCGUGAAGUCAUUCGCAAGCGCGAAGGUAUCAAAAAGACCUGGAUAUUCGGUCGAAACCCUCAAAGUGACUAUCAUUUGGGAAACACAUCGCGCUUCUCCAACAGACAUUUCCAGAUCCUACUGGGUGAAGAUGGUAACCUUUUACUCAAAGACACAUCAACGAACGGAACUUGGCUGAAUGGUGAACGUAUGGAAAAAGGCAGGAAUCACCUUUUAUCACAAGGAGACGAGAUAACGGUGGGUAAAGGAGUUCCAGAAGAUGUGAUAAGUUUGGUUAUAUUCAUCAAUGAAAAGUUCAAGCAGCGGUUGGAAACGGCCAAGCUACAGGGUCUCAAACCUACCAAAGGAAAGAAUUCCAAGCAAGCUUCUCCCAAUGCAAACUUGACAGGAAUUCACAGGGACUACACUAUAAAAGAUGAGGUUGUAGGACAAGGAGCUUUUGCAACGGUAAAAAAAGCCGUUGAGAGAAGAACCGGCAAAACUUAUGCUGUGAAGAUAAUCAACAAGCGAAAGGUAGUGGGUAAUAUGGACGGUGUCACUCGAGAAUUGGAGAUACUGCGACGACUGCACCAUCCAAGAAUAGUGCGUUUACAAGGAUUCUAUGAGGACAAAGAUAAUUAUUAUUUGGUUAUGGAGUUUGUAUCAGGAGGUGAUCUAAUGGACUUCGUAGCGGCUCACGGAGCUGUGGGAGAAGAUGCAGGACGCGAAAUUACUCGGCAAGUCUUGGAAGCUGUCACAUACAUUCAUGCGAUGGGCAUCAGUCAUCGGGAUUUGAAACCUGAUAACAUUCUAAUAGAACAGGACGAUCCAGUACUUGUCAAGAUUACGGAUUUUGGACUGGCCAAAAUACAAGGCAACGGUACUUUUAUGAAGACUUUUUGUGGGACAUUGGCGUAUGUUGCGCCUGAAGUGAUCAGCGGUACGAACUCUGAGGAAAAAGAGGGAAAUAAAUACUCAUCCAUGGUGGAUAUGUGGUCAAUUGGAUGUCUUGUGUACGUGAUUUUGACAGGCCAUUUGCCAUUUAGUGGUAGUACGCAAAAUGAGCUUUACAAACAGAUCAGCGCUGGAUCGUACCACGAAGGUCCUCUGAAGGACUAUAAGAUCUCUGAUGAGGCAAGAGACUUCCUGGAAUCAUUUUUACAGGUCAACCCUAGCGAGCGUAUGACGGCCGAACAAGCGCUACAGCAUCCGUGGAUCAAAGCUACGAAGACGUCAGAUGCAUUGGACUCUCAAAUUAGUCUCUCCCAGUCAAUGUCUCAACAAAGGCCCGGUGAGAAUCUCAGCGACGCGCAGCAACAAUUUUUGAAUAUGAGAGCACUGGAAGAACAGAAACGGGAACAGAAACCACACAAGAUUGCCAGUCAAGCUCCAGAAGCGGCAGCGAGCCAGAAUUUGAAGCCAUCCCAAAAACCAGUUUUCAAAGUUCCUGUACGAGCACCUGUUCGACUAACGCAGCCAUGCGUGCCGGCUGAGAACUCGGAGCCCGACAGUUUGAAGCAGGUAAGAACAGCAAAUUUUGACGUCAAUUAUUCCAUUCCUUCGAGCUACGAAGAACAGACCCCAGAACAUAUCCCACUCAGUAAAGUGGAUCCUAGCCAAGUUGAGAAUAACGCAGAUCACGACGUGUGCAUCAAUACGGAUGGUGUGUCGCUCGCAGGCGGGAAGUUCAUGACACUUAGAUCCACCGCUCACAGCGCUAUAAAGGGCAUUGUAGAGAUAAAGCAAGGUGUCAACCCGUUUUUUAUUGGGAGAUCGCCUGAGUGCAGCUGUAAGAUCGACGAUAAUCGAUUAUCGCGUGUGCACUGUUUUAUCUUGAAAAAACGACACCCGAUUGGUGAUAGCAUUUACGAGUCUCCAGCACAAGGUCUCGAAGACCUAUGGUACUGCCAUGCGGGGACCAACAUGAGUUACUUGAACGAUGUUCGGCUCACACAUGGCACUAAGGCUUUACUGCACGAAGGCGACGAAAUCAAGGUAAUAUCCGACCGCGUCAAUAAUUUUGUGAUAUCGUUUGUCGUCGAGAUCAACGACGCUACAGGGCUGUUCAACCAAGGAAGACUUCUGGCAGGCCAGCAGCGGCUGGUUGAGCCCCAGACCGCAGAUGAGCUCCAAUUGGCCGACAAAAUGGGGUCUUUGGGAAGCAGUCUGGCACCACCCAAACGUGCUCUUUCUAUCGUAUCUGCUAGCCAGGACUCCAUCAAGAAAGCCAAACGGGCCAAACUCGACAAAGCCGACAAAUCUACACACACUUAA
Messenger RNA from Lachancea sp. 'fantastica', 2409 nucleotides. The record is from the annotation of a GenBank genome assembly. NCBI's taxonomy places the organism in Eukaryota, Fungi, Ascomycota, Saccharomycetes, Saccharomycetales, Saccharomycetaceae.